Messenger RNA from Symbiodinium natans, 771 nucleotides. The record is from the annotation of a GenBank genome assembly. NCBI's taxonomy places the organism in Eukaryota, Dinophyceae, Suessiales, Symbiodiniaceae.
AUGCCGAAAGCCGAGGCCAAGAACACCGUGAAGUUCACUCGAAUGUGCAAGUUCUGGAAGACGAACGAAUGCAAAAUGGGAGCCGACUGUACAUUCGCCCAUUCAACCAAGGAGUUGCGCCCGAGCCCGAAGCCUUGCUUUGACUUUGUGAAGAACGGAUUCUGUGCCCGUGGACAAACAUGUCGUUUCGUGCACGAGGUGGUUGAGAUGAAGACUACGGACAAGUUCGUGGAAGUGCAGCACUCGGCCAUCAAUCGGGAUCGUGGUGCAGAGGCUUCAGUCCUUGGAAGCUACGGCCGACAGCCGACUGUCCAUCCGCCUUUGCACAUGGCCCCGCAUGCCCCGCUGGCUGCCGCACAGCAGAUGCCGCAGUUUAGCAUCCCUCCCGCGCGCCAAAUGAGCCAGCGGAUUUGGGAACAGUUCAUGGAGCCAGAUCAUGCAACACAUUCGCCAAGCUGCAUUCGUCCGCCGCCGGGUCUGUCAGUUUUCCCUCAGGGCCCGCCAGGACUGGCAGCAGGCCUAGGAGGCUUCGUGCCUGAAGAGCCCGAAGUAAUGAAGACCGCAUUGCACACUGAUGGCGACUCUCGUCGAUCCAGUCUGAGUGAUUUGGGUUUGGAGUGCAUCAAGCUGCCCAUUUGCAAGUCAGACCGGCUGGAGCAAGGGGCCGACGAGGCGACGGUGGCUACCCAGAGUUUGACUUCCACCAUGUGCCUGAGUACUACGCCUUCGAGCUUCAGUGAGGUUGAGAGCCCGACAUCCUUCUGGUUGUAG